UCAGUUAACAAAAGUCCCCGCGUCACUGGACCGGUGUGUUUUGUGAAGUAAAAAUGUACUUUAACAGCAUCAGCAGUAUCACAUGAAUAUAUCCAGACGAGAGUGACACAAAUGGCACGACUGUUUUAACCAGCCUGGAAGCCACACACCCACAGCUAGCUGGUUUUAAGUUAUACAGCGGGUUGGGCCUUAAUCACUGGGACUCACUUCACUUAAAAGAGUUAUGAAUUUUGUUCCUUGAUUUGAUUUAAACUGCCAUAUUCCAGCGACAGGGCUUCAUAGUGCGUCACGGGACCCCUCCCCUGCGUCCGACGAGCCGUUUAUAAACGCCCCCCGGUGGAGGAGAGCCCCCACUGUCUGAGCACCAGGCGUUAAGCCCACAGCCUGAACAUGGAGAGGGUCCACCGCCUGCUGCUGCUAGUCCUCCUACUGGUGCUGCUGACCGGAGAGGUAUUGUCUGCAACGGAGGACGCGGAGGUGCAGUACUGGACGUGUGGCUACAGAGGACUCUGCAGACGGUUCUGUUAUGCCCAGGAGUACAUCGUUGGACACCACGGGUGCCCACGGAGAUACAGGUGCUGUGCGAUGCGGUUUUAGCAUUUCCUGCAUAUCCUGCAAUAUUCCUGCAGGAUAAACUGAACAAAUGGAGGAAAUAAAUUGCUUCACGUGUGGAGAACAU
Molecule: messenger RNA, 679 nt
Organism: Gadus morhua (Atlantic cod)
Lineage: Eukaryota; Metazoa; Chordata; Actinopteri; Gadiformes; Gadidae
Gene: defbl2
Product: defensin, beta-like 2
Exons: 4
Coding region: 391-597 (68 amino acids)
Source: RefSeq, a predicted model, not a curated record